CGCGCGUCCUGCGGCAGCCAGAGGCAUGGAGAAGGCCGUCCCCGCGGGGCGCUGAUCCCCGUGCAGCGCCCGCGCGCACACGCCCCCCGCCGCCGCCGCCGCCGCGCGCGCCCCGCACCCCCGCCCCGCCCCGGCCCCACCAUGACCGGCUCCGCCGCGGACACUCACCGCUGCCCCCACCCCAAAGGCGCCAAAGGCACCCGGUCCCGGAGCAGCCACGCGCGGCCCGUGAGCCUCGCCACCAGUGGGGGCUCGGAGGAGGAGGACAAAGACGGCGGGGUGCUGUUUCACGUUAACAAGAGCGGCUUCCCCAUCGACAGCCACACCUGGGAGCGCAUGUGGAUGCACGUGGCCAAGGUGCACCCCAAGGGGGGAGAAAUGGUGGGCGCCAUCAGGAACGCCACCUUCUUGGCAAAGUUCCAGGAAAGUGCAGACCGUCCAGGCUUCCCCAGGCUAGAUCCGGAAAACACAUCAGUAAUGAAGACUAACAUAGCCAGCCCUUCCAGAGUACCAAGCGCCAAUGCCAAGUUGCCAGCUCUGUACAUUAGGUCCUACAAUCCUCACAACCCGCCCGGAUGGUUUGAACCUUCAGUGCCGCAGGUUCCGAACUACAGGCUGUCGAUGACGAUCCCAGACUGGCUCCAGGCAAUCCAGACCUACAUGAAGACACUACAAUACAAUCACACAGGGACCCAGUUCUUUGAAAUUAGGAAAAUGAGACCGCUGAGUGGGUUAAUGGAAACAGCGAAAGAAAUGACUCGGGAGUCCUUGCCUAUCAAAUGCCUUGAAGCUGUCAUCCUGGGGAUAUACUUAACCAAUGGACAGCCUUCCAUCGAGCGAUUCCCCAUCAGCUUUAAAACCUACUUCUCAGGAAACUAUUUUCACCAUGUUGUGCUGGGGAUUUAUUGCAAUGGCCGCUACGGCUCACUGGGCAUGAGCCGGAGGGCUGAGCUGAUGGACAAGCCGUUGACCUUUCGAACUCUGAGUGACCUCAUCUUUGACUUUGAAGACUCCUACAAGAAGUACCUGCACACAGUCAAGAAGGUCAAGAUUGGGCUGUAUGUCCCCCAUGAGCCUCAUAGCUUCCAGCCCAUUGAAUGGAAGCAGCUGGUCCUCAAUGUCUCCAAGAUGUUAAGGGCUGACAUAAGGAAGGAGCUGGAGAAAUACGCCAGGGACAUGAGAAUGAAGAUCCUGAAACCUGCAAGUGCCCAUUCUCCAACCCAAGUGAGAAGCCGGGGGAAAUCCCUGUCCCCCCGAAGGAGACAGGCGAGCCCCCCGAGACGGCUCGGCAGGAGAGACAAGUCCCGAGGCAAGCGACCACGCCUGUGCCCGCAGAGGACAGCUCUUAGACUGCCGCAGUUGGCUGGGUCGGGGAUCACAGGGGCUCGAGGGGACAGAGAAGCAAGGGUUGAAAGGAAAAUGAAAGGCUGUGUGACCCAGGGAGGACAAGAAGGAUGGAAGAACCAAGCCCUUCCCUCCCUCUCCAGAUCCCAGCUUCCGCCAUUGCCACAGACUAGAGCCCAGGACACCCUGGUUCCUAGAGGUGUAUCUGGAGGAGAACAGCUUCUCAGCUUCUACCCCUGUCCUUCAGCAAGCAGGCUUUUCUCCAGGCCCGCACUGCCUGAGAAGGUGGCUGACCUCAGCACGCUGAAUGAGGUGGGCUACCAAAUCCGAAUUUAGGCAAGCCAUAUCAGCCAGCAAGAGGGCUUCCGUGGUGCUUCUCUCUGCACUUUACCCCAGCAUCUUCAGGAGGAACUGCAACUAUUUAUUGAGAACCUGUGGAUUUUAUUUUUAAGGAUUCACUUGGACAUGGAUUCGGAGUGGGUGGUAACAAUUAACGUUGAAAGUCACCAAGGGGCCACCAUGAAAAGGCUGAAGAAACCCCACUGGGGUUGGACUGUCCCCCUCAUUACAGAUAGAAAGGGUCAUAUGUAACUGUAGUUUUCUAUCUUCCCAUUGACCUACUUUUAUUUACUUGCUUUUGGACAUGAUGCCUCCUCACCAGUAGUAAAUGUUCCUGAAACCCUCUCUCCCACUUUUGAUAUAGUAAGGUAACUCAGCCAGUAUUAAUGUCUUUUUUCAGCAAUAACAGAGGCAAAAAAUGGUGGGAUUUUUUUUUUUAAGGAGUCAAUAUUACCUCAGCAUCUUGACAUCAGAUAUGCAAACUUAAUGGUGUUUUGUUUUUUUAUAUUCUAUUUGUAUUAUUUCCCCAGUACUUCCAAUGGGGAUCUCCAGAAAGUUUGGAAUUUUUUCCUGGUGCACACAUACAAUGGGAUUAAGGUAUUAUACCAAGUGUUUUACUAAAAAGCACUGAAAUUCUUCUGGCAAUACGGGAAACUCUUUUCAGGACCUUGGAGUUACUUCUUUCUUAAUCUUUCUUAAAGCAUUCACUGACAGUGGUUUUUGUUCUUUCAAAACAAAAAGCACGAUCCGAAGGUAGUCUGUGUUCUGUCACUAACAUUUAAACUUUGCAAACUCCAGCAAAAAAAGCACAA
Messenger RNA from Lontra canadensis (Northern American river otter), 2495 nucleotides. It is a transcript of the gene VASH2, whose product is annotated as vasohibin 2. Gene Ontology annotation, biological process: regulation of angiogenesis. Gene Ontology annotation, cellular component: cytoplasm. The record is from RefSeq and is a predicted model, not a curated record. The coding region runs from base 142 to 1680 and encodes 512 amino acids. NCBI's taxonomy places the organism in Eukaryota, Metazoa, Chordata, Mammalia, Carnivora, Mustelidae. The transcript is spliced from 10 exons.